AUGUUGUCAAGCAUGCUGCGCAUCCUGGCAAUGGUGGCGGUCCAUGCUGGCUCCGAGCCACAUGCUGGCUCCGAGCCAGACGAAGAAUGCGUCUUGCAGACGCGUGGGGAAGUGCACGAGCAUCUGGGUUGGACGCAAUGGAAAGACGAAGGAACGUGCAGCAUCAACACGGACCUUUUCCCCGGAUACACCUAUGCGACGUGGUCGUCAGCCAAAUGUGAGGAUUUUACCGACAAGGGCAAUUGUGAGAAGGAAUCUCGCAAUCACGUCCAGCUCCAAAGUCCACACUUAGAUAUCAAUAUGGGCGACGACAAGCAGAUGUGCAAGUGGCACGAUGAAGAGAAGAAAAAGAAGACGGGGAAGAAGUUGAAGAAGGGGAAGAAGUCGGCGUUGGAACAGGGAUCUGCUGACAAGGGUUCUUACGUGAUGGGCGAGGAUGCCGCCGCGAUGGUGGAGGAGGUCUUGGACAAGCACUUCUCUGAUGUGAAGAUGACAGGUGGCCGCGUACCAGAUGCUGUCAGGUAUUAUGAGAACACUUGGGCUGAGUGCAUGGAUGUGGAUUGGACCGCGGAGGCACAGACUUUUGGUUCAACAGGCCGCGUUGCUGAAAUGUCGAAUGAGCUUGGGGUUGAGCAGUACUGCGAGCAACACCUACAGGACAACACCUGUAUGGCCAUCAAGGCAGCCAUUGGUGCCUCCCUUGAGCUCAAGAAACGUGGUGUCAAACCGCGGUUUGCAAACUUUGCUCUCACGCGCUGGGGCAAAUAUCCAUCAUGGACCAAAGGAUCUGUAACGGUGACGGAGCCAGAUGCUCCAAACAAACCUGCAGUAGCACAGGUGCAUGAUGCAGCUGGCGUGGUGGGCUAUGGGGUUUGCAACAUUUUGCGGACCAUUUUGACUCAUAGUGUCAACCAAUAUGGAACGGGGACUUGUGGCAGCGUAGCUCCCCUUGCCGCCUUGAGCUGGUCGGCCCCCGCCCAAGCAAUCAAGAUGAGUUUGCGACUCUUCUGGGUUGGCACAAUGCACAAGUCAUUCAAGGUUUGUGACAACAUCUACGAUCUUCAGCCUGGUUUGGUGCCCUUGUCCAAUGAUAAGGUCGACGUUGCUGUGGGCAGGAAGAUGAAGCAUAUGCAACCCACAAAGAUUGAGCAUCUUUGCCAAGAGAAAUGCGACCAGCUCGAGGCAGUGAAAGAAGGCAAGUCUUUUCCCAUGAUGUCUGCAGGGCUUACGGCCAUGUGGACCUAUGCAUCCUUGAGCCACUUGAAAGAGGCGCCGAAAGGCUGCCCUGCCCCAACAGACUCUGUCUUGCAAGUAAUGUACCCCGACAUGAUUCAGGAAGAACCAACCAAGAUGGAAGCCUUCUUCGACAAGGAGCCCACAUCAAUGCAGUGGUAUUUGGGUCCUGACGGCAGGAAAAUGUUGUAUCAUGAUGAUCCUGCGCAUGAUGACAAUCUGAACCUUUGCAAGCAAUUCAUCAGCCCGAACUGCGUGCGGGUCAAGGACGUUCCAGUGGUUGAUUACCAAGAAAACGAAGAUCAAUUGAACAAGGCCUGUGCCGCUUUGAAAGCUGGAGGUGCUUCCAUUCUAAGUGUCGCGGGAAGUACUGGGUUGAGCUAUGGCUCAAAGGAGAAGAGCAAACCCGGACUGCUCAUCGAUGGCCAGUUAAUCACCGACCAAGGCAAAGGAACUCAUUCUUCACAUCAGGUGUACUUGCAGGACUGCGACGUGGCCAACAAUGUCUACACCAUUUGGUCCUGGGCAGGUGUCCUAUACCUGACCAAGCAGAAUUUGAUUGGAACGCCCGAGGCGAACUCGGAGAGGGUUCUAAUUGAUUGCAGAUCGAGCUUCUAG
Durusdinium trenchii is the source of this 1851-nucleotide messenger RNA. NCBI's taxonomy places the organism in Eukaryota, Dinophyceae, Suessiales, Symbiodiniaceae. The record is from the annotation of a GenBank genome assembly.